Molecule: messenger RNA, 968 nt
Organism: Lates calcarifer (barramundi perch)
Lineage: Eukaryota; Metazoa; Chordata; Actinopteri; Centropomidae
Product: odorant receptor 131-2-like
Exons: 1
Coding region: 1-945 (314 amino acids)
Biological process (GO): G protein-coupled receptor signaling pathway
Cellular component (GO): membrane
Molecular function (GO): G protein-coupled receptor activity
Source: RefSeq, a predicted model, not a curated record
AUGUCUAAAAAUGAUUCAGUGGUUGGUGGUGAAUCCUUAAUGCGAAAGAUCAAUGAACAGGUGAUUAUAGUUCAGGUUUUGGUAGCAGCUUUCUUGUGCAUCAACUUUUCGCUGAUCACAACCUUUUUUAUGAAGGAUUUCUUCUAUACAUCCAUGCGCUACAUCUUAUUUGCCAAUACAUUACUGUCUGAUUGUUUGAUUUUAAUUGUGACAAAUCUCUUGCUUAUUCUGAGCUAUUUUAAUGUUACUAUUCAGAUGUGGUUGUGUCUUAUUAUAUUUGCAGUGUCAUCUCUGUAUAAUUUUGUCACACCAGUUACUCUGACAGCAAUGACUCUGGAGCGCUAUGUGGCCAUUUGUAUGCCCCUGCACCACGGAGAGCUGUGCUCCACACGCAGUGCUUUGCGCUGCAUCCUUAUCAUUCAUGGACUCAGCUCUAUACCAGUCACUGUCAUUCUCUCCAUUUUCUUUGCCUCUGUCACCCUUAACUUUUUCAAACAAUAUGCAGUAUGUAGAGUAGAGAUGUACAUUUUGUACGCUUGGCAGGGUCAUCUUAGGUCAGCAAUAAGUCAGUUUUACUUCUUGAUCAUGUUUAUUACUAUUGUGGUCUCCUAUGUUAAAAUAAUGAAAGUGGCCAAAGCUGCAUCAGGAGAGAACAAGUCAACAAAGAAAGGGCUCAGAACAGUGCUUCUUCAUGGUUUCCAGCUGCUGCUCUGUCUCAUCCAGUUGUGGUGCCCGUUCAUAGAAGCUGCUGUACUUCAGAUUGAUUUAAUGUUAUUUAUUAAUGUCAGGUACUAUAACUAUAUAAUGUUUUAUCUUGUUCCAAGAUGUCUGAGUCCUCUCAUUUAUGGCCUCAGGGAUGACAAGUUUUUUCUUGCACUGAAACACUAUGCUCUCUGUGGCUUGUGCAAGAGCAAAUCUCCUAGAUUUUACCAUAUGACAAAUUAAAAGUGCCCCAGAAAUAACUGUUU